UCUGAGGCCACAAGCUUUUAUAUAUGUCUUCUUCAUACAUAACUUUGUUCAAAAUCAGUGGCAGCCAUGUUACUUCUCUCUUUUUAAAAAAAUUUAAAAAAUCUUACAUACUACAAAAACCCACUCUGAUUUUAUUUUCUUGGUUCUUGAAUUUCUGACAUAAGUUUUGUGUAAGUGAGUGAGUGCAAUUAUAGGAAAGCAUGAGGUUGUAGUGAGUUCAGUGUACUGUCUAUUUCUUAUGUUAGUAUUACAUAAUCCAAAAACUAACACAACUCAAACCAAGAUUGCCCUCUUCUUUUUGAAUCUUUCAACAAAUUAUUUAAUUUCAUAGAUCAUCACAUUUAAACCAUUAAAAAAACUUUAAUUUUGUAGCUUUUCUUGGAUAUUUCAAUGGAAAUAAUUAAGAAAAUGAUCAAUGCUCAAUUUUGUUCAGUUCUUGUUUUGUUUUUCUUGUUAAGUACUUCUUCAUAUGGAUUGUUAUCUUCUAAAGGUGUCAAUUAUGAAGUGGUGGCAUUGAUGAACAUUAAGAAUUCAUUGCAUGAUCCUCAUAAUGUUCUAAACUGGGAUGAAACUGCUGUGGAUCCAUGCAGUUGGACUAUGAUCACUUGUUCUCUUGAUGGUCUUGUUACUGGCUUAGGAGCUCCUAGCCAAAAUUUAUCUGGAAUUCUGUCACCAAGCAUAGGAAACUUGACAAAUCUUCAGCUUGUGUUACUGCAGAACAACAAUAUUUCAGGACAAUUGCCCUAUGAGCUUGGGAAGCUUUCAAAGCUAAAAACAUUAGAUCUUUCUAAUAACUUCUUCAACAGUCAAAUUCCCAAUACUUUUUCCAAUCUGAAAAACCUCCAAUAUUUGAGGCUCAAUAAUAACAGUCUUUAUGGAGCAAUUCCUCCUUCUUUGGCUAACAUGUCUCAGCUUUCAUUUCUGGACCUGUCAUAUAACAAUCUAAGUGCUCCGCUACCGGUUUUUCGAGCUAAAACAUUCAACAUUAUAGGGAAUACUCUGAUAUGUGGAACUCAGCAACAAUGUUCAGGAACCAUACAGACUCCAAAAUCUAUGAACUUGAAUAAUUCACAAAAUUCCGAGCCUUCUGGAAGUCGAAAAAGUCAUAAGAUCGUGCUGGCCUUCGGUUCGAGCUUGGGUUGCAUCUGUGUGUUGGUUCUGGGAUUUGGUUUUCUACUUUGGUGGAGGCAAAGGCAAAACCAGCAAAUAUUCUUUGAUGUUAAUGAACAACGUCACGAAGAACUCAAUCUUGGAAACCUGAAGAAGUUUCAGUUCAAAGAACUUCAGAUAGCAACAAAGAACUUUAGCAGUAAAAACUUGAUAGGAAAAGGUGGAUUUGGAAAUGUUUACAAAGGGCAUCUACAGGACGGAUCGCUCGUAGCGGUUAAAAGGCUCAAAGAUGGAAGUGGCUCCAUUGGAGGUGAGACACAAUUUCAGACUGAAGUAGAGAUGAUCAGCUUAGCAGUACACCGCAAUCUACUCCGUCUCUACGGAUUUUGCAUGACAGCAUCUGAAAGACUUCUCGUUUACCCUUACAUGUCGAACGGGAGUGUCGCUUCUCGCCUUAAGGCGAAACCAUCAAUCGACUGGAGCACGAGGAAACGAAUUGCCUUAGGAGCUGGUAGAGGUUUAUUAUACUUGCAUGAGCAAUGUGAUCCAAAGAUAAUUCACCGGGAUGUGAAAGCAGCCAACAUACUGCUAGAUGACUACUGUGAGGCUGUUGUCGGAGAUUUUGGGUUGGCAAAGCUGUUAGAUCACAGGGAUUCGCAUGUUACUACAGCAGUGAGAGGUACUGUAGGACACAUAGCUCCUGAGUAUCUCUCAACAGGUCAAUCGUCGGAGAAAACUGAUGUUUUUGGUUUCGGAAUCCUUCUGCUUGAGUUGAUAUCUGGAUUAAGAGCUCUUGAGUUUGGCAAAUCAGCAAAUCAGAAAGGGGCCAUGCUUGAUUGGGUUAAGAAGAUUCAUCAGGAAAAAAAACUUGAGCUGUUAGUUGACAAAGAUCUAAAAAACGCUUACGAUGUAAUCGAGUUGGAAGAAAUGGUUCGGGUAGCUCUACUCUGCACUCAAUUCAUUCCGGGGCACAGACCAAAAAUGUCAGAAGUUGUUCGGAUGCUUGAAGGAGACGGAUUGGCGGAGAAAUGGGAAGCAUCUCAGAGAGCAGAAGCAACAAGAUCAAGAGCCAAUGAGUUCUCAUCUUCGGAGCGAUAUUCUGAUCUCACAGAUGACUCUUCUUUACUUGUUCAAGCAAUGGAGCUCUCAGGACCCAGAUGACAUGAUUCUCAAAGACAUGUAUAUUACCAACCAUAGUGGAGCUUCAAAGCUCUGUCAAAAAAUCCUGAUUGUACAGAAAUCAGAUCUGAACGACAUAUAGUUGAGCGUUACUCGUCUUUUUAAUUGUUGAGUGAAGAAUUUUUCUUCUAUUUUCUUGUAACAAUAUAAAUUAUCCCUUCAAUAAAAUUUUCAUAGUAACUGAGACCAA
Mercurialis annua (annual mercury) is the source of this 2479-nucleotide messenger RNA. RefSeq names its product protein NSP-INTERACTING KINASE 2-like. The record is from RefSeq and is a predicted model, not a curated record. Lineage: Eukaryota; Viridiplantae; Streptophyta; Magnoliopsida; Malpighiales; Euphorbiaceae. Gene Ontology annotation, molecular function: protein kinase activity; protein binding; ATP binding. Gene Ontology annotation, biological process: protein phosphorylation. The transcript has 11 exons. Bases 391 to 2271 code for a protein of 626 amino acids.